UAGUGUAGGAAGUAAUGAAUGGUUGGCUGCACAGUGAUGGAAUAAGGCACUAGACAGGAUGACCUUUUACCCUGCCUUAAUUUUUUUUGACAGAUUUUACCAGUUAAAUUAGCCAAAAAGCAUGCAAAUGAUGUUUAAUGUGGGGAAUACAGCAUUCAGUCACUUUAACUAAGUUAGUGUAUACUCACUAUAGGGCACUAAAGCACUAACACAGACUCAUAAUUGGACUCAAUGAGAGUCGUAUAGAAGUUCAAGCCUCAAAAUCUUGCACCGGUCCUGAUACACUAACCGCUUUCACAGCCGUAGCACCUCUCUCUCUGCUCCCCGGUCCUCCACCCUCAGUAGAAGCUGCUGUAUUUCCUGGACCUAUUUGUCUAAGGGAAGUGCUAAAAUAAGCAUUGGAGUGGCUGGAGACAAGCACAUCUCUUUCCCACCACUUUGUUGCUCCGCUCUGAAGCAACCGGCUUUCCUGGUUGUUUUUGGCCGUAGGAGAAGAACUGUGCCAUGGAUAAAAGGAUAUCGAUCUUCAUCUUUUCAUGUUUUCUCCUUACAUGGACAGGCAGUGAUCCUGAUGAGCCUGGGGCUGAACCAUCCAACAAAGACCCUCCAAGUUCUGGCGAAUCUGGUUCUACUAAAAGUCCAACCAAUAGCAGUGAUCCUGAUAAGCCUGGGGCUGAACCAUCCAACAAAGACCCUCCAAGUUCUGGCGAAUCUGGUUCUACUAAAAGUCCAACCAAUUCUUCUGGUACCAGUUUAUCUACUGGUGGAUACGGUCCUUCUCCAGCCAAUGGUUCACAAGCAGACACACUUAGAGAUCCUUCAGAACAUGGUUCUGUUCCACAUAAUUCUACAGAUAGCACUGAAUCUGGAUCAUCAACCUCUGAUAACAUGGAGUCCACAAGUCCUGCAUCAACAAUGCCAAACAUUUCCGUAGAAAAUCAAACAGACACCUCUACAACUCAAAAGUUAGAUACUGCUUCUCCCACCAAAAACACAAGUCUGUCAAAAGAUUCAUCAACCAGGAGCCCUACAACAUUACCAAAACUCAUUGCAGCAGCAACAAAAGUUCCUUCUGGGUCCAGUGAAAACCGCAACGAAGAGGAAAAAUUCAUAGAAACGUCAGACAAAAAAUACCUGUGGAUUUUGUUACCUGUUCUGUGUGUUCUCCUGGCAGCAAUCGCAUGUUUGAAAUUCAAGUGUAAAAAAGUCCAGCAUCGACCAGAGAUGACAGACAAUGGAACAGAAAAUGCUUCUUUCCAGAGGACAGACAGUAACAAAGAUGGUGUUAUGCUGUUAGGAGUGAACAAGACACCAAGUGGAGAGGAAAAUGCGAUUUGAUGGUAAAUGAUUUGCUUCUUUAUAAUUACUGUGUGAAUAUAUGUGACCACAGAAAACAUUGUGACUGCAGCCCUGCAACACCUAUCAAAAGGAAGGGGGCUUUUGGAUUGUUUGUAAAACAGGCAUUUCUUUUUAUAUAAGUACAAUGAUUUAAUAAAAUAUUUCAGUAACAACAAAUAUCAAGUUUCAAUUGGCUUUAUAUUGAACUUAUACAUAAAGCAAAUUAUUCCGAAAAUAUUUCAAGACACAGAUCUAUAAACGUAAAAUACUGUACAUAAUAUAUAAACAUUCUUUUAUUACAUUCCUUUUCAUAAUUGUUGAAAUCAGCAUGAUGGUUCCUCGCUGUUAGCAAGACAGUGAUCUAAUCGUAUUUUUUUCUAUAUCCAAAUUGUUGUUUUUCCCCCUCAUCUGUCCACACCCUUCCCUCCACUGUGUUCCAUCGCUCUCUCCAUCUCUAAACACUCAGAGGAAGCCAAGGGUUUUUAAUAUCUCAUUGUUGAUGACUGGAGAGCUGGGGCUGUAGCCCUGCAGUACAGUAGAAGGUGUUUCCUCCCAUUUAAUAAGAACACUACACUACCAGCAUUGCCCUGCCUCCACUCCCAUUUCCCAAACGCCACCCAUUUAAAGAUCAUUCUGAGAUUGAAGAUAAGCCCUUCAACUGCAAAACACUAUCAGUUUUACAAAGGGACCGUUCUGUGACCCCAGAGACCGUGCUAUGGCAUAAACAAAAACAGCUCAGUGUGCUGCUCAAAGCAUUUUAAUUUUAGUCAAUUAAAUGUCCAUUGUUUCUUUGAAAAGAAAGUAUAAAUGAGUACUGUGACUUUGAGAGCUGUUGUGUCCCGAUUCAGAAGGCCAAUGCAACCUUGUUGUUGCGUUCCUGUUUACUGCCUGUAAAUGUCUGGCAUGAACCAUUUAUCAAUCUUUUUAUACUGUAUAAGCCAUUAUAAAUAUGAUCAAAUGUUGCAUUUUGAUUAUGUGUAAAGCAGUCCACAUAGGCUGUGCAGUGCCUUGCAAAAGUGUUCAUCCCCCUUCAUUUUAUUCACAUUUUGUUAUGUUGCUGCCUUAUCUUAAACUACUUUUUUACAUUAAUCUACACUCCAUGCACAAUAAUGACAAAAACACAGAUUUGUGACAACUUUGAAAAUGUAUUAAAAAUAAAAAAUAAAAAUAACUAAAUUACAUCAGUAUUCAUACCCUUAACUCAGCGCCUUUACAGACUCAACUCUUUUUGGGUAUGAUGUGACAAGCUUUAUACAUUUGCAUUUGGCAAUUUUCUGCCAUUCUUCUCCUCAAACUCUGUCAGGUUGGAUGGAGAUCAUCAGUAGACAGAUAUUUUCAGGUUUCUACAGAGAUGUUCAGUUGGGUUCAAGCACUAGCUGGGCCACUCAAGGACAUAGACAGAGUUGUCCAUAAGCCACUCUUGCAUUGUUUUAGUUGUGUGCUUAGGAUCAUUGUCAUGUUGGAGAAUGAACCUUCUGCCCUGUCCGAGGUUCUGAAUGUUCUGGGCUAGGUUUUCAUGAUCAUUAUCUCUGUAUUUUGUGCCGUUGAGCUUUUCUUCUAAUCUGACAAAUACCUCAGUACCUGCAGCUGAAAAACACUCUCACAUCAUGAUGCCGUUUCCACCACCACACUUUACUGCUGAGACGAUAUUGCACAGGUGUUGAGCAGUGCCUGGUUUUCUCCAGACAUGAUGCGUGAAACUGAGAUUCAUCAGAGUCUGGCCACUCUGUUAUAAAGCCCAGAUUGGUGGAGUGUUGCAGUGAUGUUUGUCCUUCUGUAAAUUUCUCCAUAUAUGAUCAUAGAGCUCAGAGUGAUCAUCAGCUUCUUGGUCACCGCUCUAACCAAGACCCUUCCUCAUUGAUGGCUCAGUUUGGACAGGAGGUCAAAGUAAGAGAUCUGGUGGUUCCAAACCUCUUUCAUUAAGGAUUAAUGGAGUCUUCACGCUUCUGUGAACCUUUAAUUUAAUACAACCUUUUCAGAAGUCUUCCCCAGAUCUGUGUCUUGAUACAAUCCUGUCUCAGAGCUCUACUGGCAGUUCUUUUGACCUCAUGUCUUGGUUUUUACUUUGAUAUGCAUUUUCAGCUGUUGCACCCUUUAUAGAGAGGUAUGUGCCGCUCCAAAUCAUAUUAUUCAAUUGAAUUUGGCACAGUUAACUCCACUCGAAGUGUAGAAACAUCACCAAGCAAAACUAAUGCUUCUGAGCUAAAUUUCAAGUGUCCCAGAAAAGGGUAUGAAUACGUUUUAAAUUUUUAUAAAUUUGCAAAGUUGUCACAAAUCUGUUUUUUUGUUUUGUCAUUAUUAUGCAUGGAGUGUAGGUUAAUGUAAAAAAAUAAUUUAAAGUAGUUUAAGAUAAGGCAGCAACAUAACAAAAUGUGAAUAAAAUGAAGGGUGAUUAAUACUUUUGCAAGGCACUGUACGUUCACACAUUAAAACUAUUUCGAUUUUAGCAUGAGAUAAUAUGGAAACGCAGACUGUGACUGGUUUACUUUUAAGUGAAAAUAACAGACCUCUGUAAGAUUCGUAUUUAAAAAUGAUGGUAGAGGGGCCACCUUUUUACUUUUAUUAUUUUAUGACACAAAAUCUUGCUCGUCACUUUUUCUCUUCUGAUUCUCUUCAGGAGCUACUGUUUUAAUGCAAAAAUUUAAAGCACAAUUCUUCCCUCUAGUGGAUAGAUUAUGUAUUACAAUAACUCUGAAAGGCCUUGUUCCUGCUAAAACGAUGUAAAAUGCAGAGAUAUGUAUAGUACUUGAGUAUUUUACUCUUAGGGAUCAAGUAUCUUUACUUUAUUUACUAGUGCUUUUAUUUUGGAAAUAUUUUACUUCCAUACAUUAUAAAUCCUACAUUAUAAAUCAUAGCAUAUAUCAUAUAUAUAUGUACAUGUACAUUUAAAAAAGUACAUUAAAAGUCAAAGUACUGUCUUACUUUUACUCAAGUAAUUUAGUUAAAAGUAAUUUUACAAGAGUAAAAGUAAGAUAGUAGGUUUUUAAUGUACUUAAGUAUUAAAGGUAGAAAACAUGUAAAAAAGUAUUUUAUGAAAUGUAGUGGAGUAAAUUAUAUGUACAUAUAUGCUUCAUAAUGUAGUGAAGUAAAAAUUUAGUAGAAACACUUGAUAAAUGUACUUGAGUAAAAUACUCAAGUACUAUACACCUCUGGUUAAAUGUUUGAUUAUUAAUUUAGAGUAUAUAUCAUGUAAUAUGAAAACACUAUAAGCUGCACAAUAUGGCAAAUGCAUAAAUGUGAAUUUCUGUAAAUGUAUUGAUCACAUUAUCGUUAUCACAAUUAAUUACAGACGCUGCAAGAUAAAUAGCAAACAGUACUGCAAGAAAAUCUGAAACGUUUCAAUACAUUGUUUUAUUAGGAUUUUAAACUAUUUAUACAACUUACCUUACCUUAGCAGUCAUUUUCAGUGACAAUAACUUAAAUCUUAAGUGGAAAAGCUUAGUUAAAUAAAGUGUGAUUUGCAACUUGUCACAUAUUUGUGCAUAUUGUUUUUUUACUUGAUUUCCACUCGUUCCUAGUUUGUUAUUUGUACAAAUAAGUGUAAUUUGUCAUGAAAAUAGUUCCUUUAAAUUGUUUAAAUUGCCCUUUUUAAUCAUUCACAAGUUUUGUGCCUACAUUGUUGGUCACUAUGGUUUUAGAUGUUUUUAGAUACUUUUAGCGAAUGUUCAACUUUAAGAAGUUUUUCAACAAAUGUUUCAACUUAUUUUACUUUCAAACUGUAUACAAAUACAUUUUUAUUUUUUCUUUGUCUCCAAAUAUUCAGCCAAUAGUAAAUUGACUUUGUAUAAUUUAAGAUGCUGUUAAACGUGUUGUAUUAAACAAACUUACAUUUACCUGUUUUUUUAUUAAGUUGAUGGGCUGCAAUGUUAAGAGAAUUAAACUGUUUUAUUGUCAUUUUUGUUGUCAAAAUGUAAUUAAAAGUUU
This is a messenger RNA of Triplophysa rosa, 5262 nucleotides long. RefSeq lists its product as uncharacterized. The coding region runs from base 505 to 1338 and encodes 277 amino acids. The transcript is spliced from 14 exons. Lineage: Eukaryota; Metazoa; Chordata; Actinopteri; Cypriniformes; Nemacheilidae. The record is from RefSeq and is a predicted model, not a curated record.